AUGUGGACAACCAACUCCGGCCUCCGGGGCAAGAAGCUCCACUGGGCCAUCACCCUCACCUCCGUCGUCGGUUUCUCCCUGUUCGGUUAUGAUCAGGGUCUGAUGUCCGGUAUUCUACAAGGUACAGCUUUCAUCGGCGAGUUCCCUGUCCUCGAUAAAAGCAUUCCUGGCAAUUCUGCCUCGCAUGUCUCCGUCCUACAGGGUGCCCUCAACUCCUGCUACGAACUCGGCUGUUUCUUCGGCGCUAUCUUCACUCUCUGCUUCGGUCAGCGCAUUGGCCGUACCCCUUUGCUAGUCGCUGGUGGUACUCUCAUGGUGAUUGGUACUGUCCUCUCCACAGCUUCCUAUGGCCAUUCCUGGGGUCUGGGUCAAUUUGUGAUCGGUCGUGUGGUCUCCGGUCUAGGAAACGGCAUGGAUACCGCCACUAUCCCCGUCUGGCAGUCGGAAUGUUCUAGGGCCCACAACCGUGGCUUCCUCGUCUGCUUCGAGGGUGCUAUCAUUGCAGUUGGUACCUUUAUUGCCUACUGGAUCGAUUUCGGGUUUUCCUUCACCAACUCCUCUGUCCAGUGGCGAUUCCCCGUCGCCUUCCAGAUUCUAUUCGCUGGCGGCGUUAUUGUCGGUGCUCUUAUGCUACCCGAGUCUCCUCGAUGGUUUAUUAUGCAGGGCAAAGAUAAGGAGGCUCUCCAAGUCAUGGCUUGCCUUAAUGAUAGCACCGAGGACGCCGAGGACGUCCUUCGUGAUUUUAACCUAAUAAAGGCUGAUAUGAGGGCUGUUGAAUCCCAACAGUCGAACAGCUGGAAGACCCUGUUUACCUUUGGGAAAACCCAAGAGUUCCAGCGUAUGAUGAUAGGUUGCUCCGGCCAGUUCUUCCAGCAAUUUACUGGCUGUAACGCAGCUAUCUACUACUCUACCCUCCUUUUCGAGAAUAACCUUAAAAUGGAGCAUCAGAUGGCUAUGAUUAUCGGCGGUGUUUUCUCCACUGUCUACGCUCUCGCUACUAUCCCCUCCUUCUUCAUGAUUGAAAGAGUCGGUCGCCGUAACUUGUUCUUUAUCGGUUUCCUCGGCCAAGGUCUUAGUUUUAUAAUCACCAUGGGUUGCCUAAUCGACGAGUCAGCCCAAAACGCUAAGGGUGCCGCCGUCGGUAUCUUCCUCUUUAUCUGCUUCUUCGCCUUUACCACGCUGCCUCUACCUUGGAUCUACCCUCCCGAGAUCAAUCCUCUUCGCACCCGUACCAUGGCUGCUUCCGCUUCCACUUGCACCAACUGGAUCAACAACUUCGCUGUUGUCAUGUUCACCCCUGUUUUCUCGAACCGGAGUUCCUGGGGUCUCUAUCUGUUCUUCGCCCUAGUCAAUUUCAGCGCCAUUCCCUUCGCCUACUUCUUCUACGUUGAGACCGCCGGUCGUGAUUUGGAAGAGAUUGAUGUCAUCUUUGCCAAGGCCCACGUCGAUAAGAAGUGGCCCUUCCAAAUCGCCCAGGAGCUGCCUAAGCUCACCGUUGAGCAGAUCACCCAGAUGCAGAUCGACCUUGGCUUGACUACCAGUGACCACCACGCCGCUGAGUCCGAGAAAGUUGAGAUUGCUACUAGCAGCGGCGAUAGCGAGAACAAGCGUGAACUGUAA
This is a messenger RNA of Penicillium verrucosum, 1620 nucleotides long. Its product is annotated as sugar porter family MFS transporter. Gene Ontology annotation, biological process: transmembrane transport; carbohydrate transport. The record is from RefSeq and is a predicted model, not a curated record. NCBI's taxonomy places the organism in Eukaryota, Fungi, Ascomycota, Eurotiomycetes, Eurotiales, Aspergillaceae. The coding region runs from base 1 to 1620 and encodes 539 amino acids. Gene Ontology annotation, cellular component: membrane. Gene Ontology annotation, molecular function: carbohydrate:proton symporter activity. The transcript has a single exon.